This is a messenger RNA of Aspergillus bombycis, 3710 nucleotides long. RefSeq lists its product as uncharacterized. The annotation marks the transcript as partial. The transcript is spliced from 2 exons. NCBI's taxonomy places the organism in Eukaryota, Fungi, Ascomycota, Eurotiomycetes, Eurotiales, Aspergillaceae. The record is from RefSeq and is a predicted model, not a curated record.
AACCACUCCUUGAGCAACAGUCACAAGAUCAAUCAUCGCUUGAUCCAGAGCUGCAAGACCUGCCACCCCUUGAGCAACAGUCACAAGAUCAACCACCGCUUGAUCAAGAACUGCAAGAUCAACAACUAGAUCAACAGCUGCAAGAGGAACCACUCCUUGACCAACAGUUACAAGAUAGCCCACCACUUGACCAACAGCUGCAAGAUCAGCCAUCUGAUCUACAGCUGCAAGAGGAACAGCCAGAGAAACAGCUGCAAGAACAGCAACAAGGAGAACAAGAACAACAGCUGCAAUUACAGCCAGAAGGGGUAAUCGAAGCCGAGCCCCAACAAUUAGAGGCUCCAGUGGAAGCCCCAGUGGAAAACUCAGUGGAAAACUCAGUGGAACCCGAGUCAUCGUCAGCACCUGAAGUCGCAGCGGAAGUCGUACCAGACGUUGCCCCGGAGCCAUUGCUAGAGACAGAACUGGUGCCAGCGCAAGAAGUGGAGCAAGAACAACCACAGGCCACUGUUGAAGAAAUUUCCACAAUCCCUGAACCCGAGCAACAACUCCAACCACCGACCAAUCCUGAAGAGGAUGGUUCUGCCCAAGUGACUGCCCCCGACCUCUCCUCAAGUCAGCAGCUAGACGCGAGUGAUGUCCAGCGAGACCCCGAAGUGCCUCAAGAAUUGCACCAAGAGGAACUAGGAGCACCAGAGCAUCCAGUUCUGGAGGCUGCUGAAACUACUCCGGAGAAUAUCGACGUAUCGAAGGAGCAAGUUGUCGAACCACCUGAGCCGACCCCAGUGACAGCACCACAGACCCCAUUGUUCUCAACAGACCCAACCACGGCUUCCGUAGAGACCCCAUCUGCAACGGAGACUCAAUUCGCUGAGUCGGCAUCUCCCACAAAGACCGACGCUCCAGAGAUUGAGUCACACGCAGCCCCUGUAUCUGACCCCUCCUUUGAGGCAGUUGAGGCAGCACCUACUUCCCCUGCCCGCCAAACUACCCCACCUGUGUCCAAGCCGGCUUCUCCUGUGCCAAAGCACGCUUCUCCCAUACCUAGGGCUGUUUCGCCUGUACCUAGGGACGCUGCACCUACACCCAAAGCCGCUUCGCCGGUUCCUAAGCCUGCUUCACCUGUACCUCUGGCAGCCCCACCCAUGGCUGAAACUGUUUCGUCGAUGCAGGAAGCCGAGCUUCCUGCGGAAGUUAUCCCACCUGCACCGACACCUCCGCCGGUCGCUUCUGUAUAUCAAGAACCUCUGUCCAUGCUACAGAAUCCUUCACCAGUCCAGAAGAUGGCCUCUCCUGUAUCAAAGGCAGCUUCGCCAUUAACGAAGGUCGCCUCUCCUGUCCAGAAAUCUGCAUCGCCAAAAAUUACCAGCCCCCUCGCCCGCCACGCUUAUAUGUCACCGAUGAUAUCCCCGCACGCUACGCCACACGCUACGCCGCCGGUACAGCCGGCAAUGGCUCCUAUGCCCCAUAUGCCCCCUAUGCCUCCUCCGAGUACUGCUCCUAGCGUAGCUAGCUAUGCUACAGCUUAUUCCCCCGUCAUGACCACUGCUGGGUUUAUGCCCCAGUAUGCCUUCUACCCCCCUGGCAUGCAACCCACCCCCCGGAGCUCUAUGGAGCCCAACACCGCGACAGCCUUCCAGCAUUUGCGCGACCUGACUUAUGCCAAUGGGAAUGGAUUCUUCGCCCCUCAGAACGGACAUCACAAUGGCCACAACGGUCAUCACAAGGGCAUGAUGUCGCCUCCAGAGCAUCCUGUUGAAGAACCAAUUGAACUUCUGCAGAGAAUUCAAGACGCCAUCCCAGACAUAAACCGCUUGUUGAGCAGUUACAGAAAUACGAAGAGCAAGCUGCAAGCCCGCGAAGCUGAGUUUCAACAGAUGAAGACCCAGCAUGAGCAGGAUUUGAUGCACAAGGACUUCUAUAUUGAAGCUCUUCAGACGCAAAUGAGGAAAACUGCCAAUGAGGCGGCGGAAGAGUCCACCAAACUGAAGAACACAAUCAACGAACUCCGCAUGGAGCUGGGCAACCUUGACGAGAAGCGGAAAGAUCUCGAGGAGAAGUUGGAGGACUCCGAGAAGUCAAACGAGGAACUGACGCAGAACAAACAUGACCUCGAAGAGGAGGUCAGGACGCUUAACACUAACAUCAAAGACGCCCAAGAGGCUCAUGAGAAGGAAUGUGAGAGGCGCGAACAAGAGAAGGUGGACGCUCUUGCAACUCAGAAACGGGAAAUGACCGAGUCUUUCGAAGAAAUAAAGGCCGAGGAUGAGAAAGCAGCAGCAGAAGCGUUGGCGGCUCGCGAGAAGGAGUUGCUUGACCAGCAAGAAGCAAUGAAGAACGAUUAUGAAGAUCAGAAACGACAGAUGCAAGAAGCACAUGAUACAUUGCAGUCAAACUUCGAUGACAAGGUGAACGAAUUGGAGUCCACCAAGACCGAUCUCGAGAACAAGCACAAGGAACUCGAGGAGACUCGUGUGCAACAUGCCAAUGAAGUUGAACUCCUCAACAACACCCAUGCUGAUCAUGUUGCUGACAUGGAGAGGCGCUGGGCCGAUGAGAGGGGCGAAUUGGAGCAGCGCAUCACGGACAAGUGCGAUGAACUCGCCCACUGUGAGCUCGAAAAGCAGAAGGUGGAAGAGGAUAAUGUUGUCAAGGAGCAACAACUACAGGCAGCAUCUGACGGCAUGCGCUUCACCAUUGAUAAUUUGGGCAAAGACUGCGAUAGGUUGAGAAAGACCCUUCACAGUCUUGGAGAAGCCACUGACCUCAAGAGCACGAAGGGUGAUCCAUUCUUUUUGGACUGCUUCGCCCAGCUUUCUCGUCUUAUUGUUUCCUUGUCUAAGGAGCACUUUGCGUACCUUCCAAUCGAUCCUCCCAAGGAUGUACUGUCCAAGAUACCUCAGGAGCUACCAUCCUUCCUUGAUAAUACCCCGGCAUCGCGUGAACUGCGCUCCGCAUACGUUCAACAUAUCAUCUCGAAGACUUUGACUUACCGAAUCUUCCAUCCGUUUCUUUUCACCUUGGGCAAGAGGUACGGUAAAGCGGACACUUUCUUCCAGAUGCUCUCGAUGGACAUUCGACGCAAGUCUGUGAGACGUGAAGCCUUCUGGAGGCAGCAGACGCUGAAAGCCGCGUACACGACUUCUGAUGCCAAGCAGUCGAUCAACGUUGUGGCCGCUGUGAUUGUUGACGAGAUCAUCGACCACCUUAAACACUUUGCCGACCCUAAACACAUGGACACCCUUCAUACAAGCGUGCGUAAGAUUGUCAAGUUGGCUGCUGAGACGUGGAGACUUGCUCGUGUCGAACGGGAACUCAUCAUGGCUUCUUUCCCAGCGCCCGACUCAGAAGGCACCUCAAAUGAGAUCUGGGAGGAAUAUGGAACCCCGAAAGAAGGCUGUGUCGGCUCCAAGGAGGACCCUACUCGUCACGUCAUUCUGCGAACUUUCCCUCGUAUCAUUCGGGAGGCAGCGCAUGAAGAUUUUGCGGAAGACGAGGAGAAAGCCCUCUCCUGUACUUAUACUCAAGGCAGUGUUUUGUACUCCGACUCCCCUGUGGUUAUGGCUCGACGCCAAGAGCUGGCAAGACGAUCCACGGACUCCCUCGUCGGUGGAGAGGAAAGGCCUCGAAGCGAGUCGAGAGGGUCUUCACGUUCUGACGGAAAGCCCAACUCACCCAGGAGAGGUAAAGCAAGCUUCGAUACCUUGUAG